Molecule: messenger RNA, 1475 nt
Organism: Lycium barbarum (goji berry)
Lineage: Eukaryota; Viridiplantae; Streptophyta; Magnoliopsida; Solanales; Solanaceae
Product: glutathione S-transferase U17-like
Exons: 2
Coding region: 592-1284 (230 amino acids)
Biological process (GO): glutathione metabolic process
Cellular component (GO): cytoplasm
Molecular function (GO): glutathione transferase activity
Source: RefSeq, a predicted model, not a curated record
CCCCUUAAUAUCUUGUUCAUGUGGAUGAUUCUUGAUUCAAUCAUGGUUCGUCUUUUGAAUCAUGUAUAACUAAUCCUGGUAUAAUUUAAUACACCAAUUACUAGUUACUACUCCUUCCGUUCCACUUUGUUUGGCACUAUUUCCUUAUUAGUUCAUUCUAAAAAGACAGACACAUUCCUAUAUUUCCUUAGCGAGAAGCUUUCAUAGCCACGUAAAUGCUACAACAUGUUUAAGAACACGAGUUUUAAAAGUUUUAUAACCACACAAAUAUAAUGACAUAAGUAUUUAAGUUAUAAGUUUCAAAAUGUUUGAAAUUUUUUGGGAUGGAGGGGGAGGAGCAAUCUUAAAUUGUCAAAGUCUCUUUGAAGAACUUUGCACAGCAAAUGGACAAACUUAUAAGGUCCUCUCAUUUUAAUGUUCUCACCCACGCACACUGCCAACUAACUUCACAGUCCGCUCUUCACACCACACUUUAAGCACUAUUUAUAUCUCAAACUCUUGCCCAAUAUUUUGAAAACAUCACCUAUUUAAUUAGCUUCUUAAUUUCCUCUCUCUAUAAUUGCAUUUUCUGUUUCUAAUUCUUCUUUGAUCAUGGCUGAAAAUGAUGUGAAACUAUUAGGAUCAUGGCCUAGUACAUUUGUCAUGAGGCCUCGGAUAGCCCUUAACAUAAAAUCUGUGGACUAUGAUUUCUUGGAGGAACAAAUUGCUUCAAAAGGUGAGCUUCUCCUUAAAUCAAAUCCAGUUUACAAGAAAAUCCCAGUUCUAAUUCAUUAUGGAAAGCCCAUUUGUGAAUCUCUCAUCAUUGUUCAGUAUAUUGAUGAAUAUUGGAGUUCUGGUCCCUCUAUUUUUCCCUCUGAUCCUUGUGAUCGUGCCAUUGCCCGCUUUUGGGCCUGUUAUAUCGACGACAAGUGGUUUCCAUUACUUCGUCGCUUAGUGGUAGCCCAAGGAGACGACGCCAUAAAGGCAGCACUGUAUCCUGUGGUCGAAGGUCUGGUGUUGUUGGAAGAUGCCUUCAAAAAUUGCAGCAAAGGCAAUAAGUUUUUUGGCGGAGACAAAAUCGGAUACGUUGACAUUGCACUUGGCUGCUUCUUGGGUUGGAUGAGCGUGACUGAGAAGAUGAACAACAUAAAGCUGCUCGAUGAAGCCAAGAUUCCACGUCUAUACAAAUGGGCUGGAGAUUUUUGUGCUGAUAGUGCUGUCAAAGAUGUCAUGCCUGAAACUGAUAAGCUUGCUGAGGCUGCUAAGGCCCUUCUACCCAAAAUUAGAGCUGACGCUUCUAGCUAAAUCUGUACCGUCUUCUUCUUUCAAGAUAUGCUUAGCCUAUGAAGUCUUGGUAUCUAUUUUUAAUCUCUAGCUAAGACCAUAUAUAUGAAAACAACAUUUGGCCUUUGAAAGGGAUAAUAUACCUUUUGUAAUAAAUUACUCUGAACUGCGUACAUGAAGCCAAGAACUACACUAUCUGUUGGUUAACUCUA